AGGAGAGAAAGGAUUACUCAAUGUUACUAACUGGAAUAAUUCAAAAUGCCCAUAAGGGCAAUGAAGAUCUUAUUAUUGUUCAUGAUGGUCUUAAGUAUGGGAACUGCCAUCUAUCAUUGGCGAUUCCCAAAUAUGGGAUUUUUGAGAACAUAAAUUCUCUAAAAGAGCUAGCACAAAUGCCUCAAUGGACUGCUGAAAAUCCUCUGCAAGUCGCUACUGGAUUCACCUUCGUCCUAAAUUUAUGAAAGAAAAUUGACUAAAGUAUGUGAGUUUUUCAACUGCUGAUGGAGCACUGGAGGCAACUCUUACGGUUUUCCUGAAGCAUCUUACAACAUAAAUGUUGUCUUUGACUCCAAUUUUGCUGAUGAAGGUUAGUUUUCUGUUUUUGUCUUGUCCGUUAUGAACCAAGCCAAUCGUAUUGUUUCUUGUGCUGUGAUUAUUCUAUUAGUGGCAUGUUGUUACAUUUUGUGAACAAGGAAUGAGUGGGGGGACAGAUACCAGUAAUGUAGUCUAAGUUUGAAGCAAUUUAUUGCUUAUAUGAUAUGAGUGAUAAUUCUCGGCUAUAGGUUGUUCAGAGACUUCGGCUAUAGGGCUAUAGGUUGUUCAACGUCGCGGGGAAAAUAUCUAUAGCUGGGUCUAUAGCCGCGUUUCUAAAAAACGCCGCUAUAGGUUAGGCUUAGCUGCGUUUUGAACGCAGCUAUAGUCUCUUAUUCAGCUACUUCAAACAACCUAUAGCCGCGUUGGUAACCGCAGCUCAAAGCUAUCCUGGAGCCGCGUUUCUAAUAA
Messenger RNA from Quercus lobata, 786 nucleotides. RefSeq names its product ATP phosphoribosyltransferase 2, chloroplastic-like. Gene Ontology annotation, biological process: L-histidine biosynthetic process. The transcript is spliced from 5 exons. The record is from RefSeq and is a predicted model, not a curated record. Gene Ontology annotation, molecular function: ATP phosphoribosyltransferase activity. The coding region runs from base 21 to 245 and encodes 74 amino acids. NCBI's taxonomy places the organism in Eukaryota, Viridiplantae, Streptophyta, Magnoliopsida, Fagales, Fagaceae.